AUGGCCUCGCCGUUGACGCCAGCAAGCGCGACAAACCUGAAUCGCUCGCCCGCCGCCCCUGCCACGGUGACGAGGUACGACGACUACGAAUUUGUAAAGGCAUACCCCCGAGAGCCGGUCGAAAUGGCCGCCGAGGACUCGACGCAGAACUCGUCACCGUUUGUCUCGGCCGUUGACGAGACGGGCGCGCCGGGACAGGAGAACGUCUCCCCGUCCAAGGCGGCCGACGCGCGACGCAGCCGCAUCAUUUCCGGCACUGAACUCUCCCCACUCAAGAUCCUCUCGUCUUCCGACCAAAAGCGCAGCUCCUCGCCCUCCUCAGGCUCAGAGGGGGAGAAGCGUCGGCGCCGAAGCAGCAGCCCGCGGAAGAUGUCGCCGGACAAACGAUUCCCUGUUAGGGUCAGCGGGCCGGAGGAGACACCAAGGGUCGGCAGGACGCACGAGCGGACGAUUAGCCUCGAAGACGCGGUAAUGCAAAACGAGGGUUUGAAGCAUGCGAUUGAGAUCUUUGAGGACGAACAGAGCACCUUGGAGGAGGAUGGAGAGGAGGCCGCGGUGGCCGACGAGACCGCCGCGCCAGACGACACCAUGGUCAGCACGUUUAGCACCUUUUCGGCCGUGCCGAACAUGACCAUGUUUGCGAAGCUGGGACAGAGCCCGACAAAAUUCUCUGGCCUCGGUGGUAUGACACCGCGAGCAAGACCCGAUCUGUCCGCCGCACGAGGAACGCGCCAACCCUCCCAUGACGAUUCCGGAAACACGACAAAUCUCUUGAUGGACUUUACCGAACAGAUGAGGUUCCCGCAACGAUCACCCGCCAAGCGCGGCAACAAUCCAUCACCGUCCCGUCUCGCCGCGAACCUGGCUUCCACCCCAAGCCGCCCGCUCGGCAACCUCAUCGACUUUGACAUCCCACCCAUGCCGACACCCCGGAGCGUGCCGUCCAUUACGCCGCGCGAGCUCGAGUCCCUCAAGUCCGGGUUCCUGUCGGAGAUUUGCUCCCUCAAGGCGUCCCUGAGCGGCAAGGAGGCCGAGGUGCAGUCCCUCAAGGCUGCGGUCGGCGACGCGGAGAAGCGCGUCGGCGAGUCCAUGGAGCAGCUGCGCGAGGAGCGCGCCCUGAAGGAGCACCUCACGGCGGAGAAGGAGGACUGGGAGAAGCGCGGCCGCGAGAUGGAGAGCGUCCUCCGCAAGGUCCGGGAGGAGAUUGUGCACGGCCAGCAGGAGAGGGACGAGCUCGAGCAGAAACUCGACGAGAGUGAGAAGCGCAGAGAGGCUGCGGAGAUGCUACAUCAAGAGGCGGAGAGCAAGAUGGCGGGAAUGCGUGCCGGCAAGGAUUCCGACAAGGGCAACUCGUCGCCCGAGAAGGCAGCAGCCGCGUCUCCGGCCUCCAACAACAACAAGGAGGUCGAAAUCGCCGUCGAGCGCGUCGCCCGCGAGCUCCACGCCCUGUACAAGAGCAAGCACGAGACCAAGGUGGCGGCGCUCAAGAAGUCGUACGAGUCACGCUGGGAGAAGAAGGUCCGUGAGCUCGAGUCGCGGCUCGAGGAGCUGGCGGACGAGAACGACCGCCUGCGCAUCGGCCGUGAUGCCACCAUGACCAAGGUGGAGGCGUCCGAGGUGGAGGAGCGCAAGGUCCAGGCCGUCCGCGACAGCGCCGCCAUUAAGGAGCUCAACGCGGACGUGCAGCGCCUCGAGGCUGUCGUCGAUACGGUCAAGAAGGACAACGAGCAGCUGAGGGGCAUGCUCGAGAAGGAGCGCGUCGAAAAGGGCGAGCUCGUGCAGCUGGCGGAGGAGAUGAUGAGCAUGCAGAGCUUCGUCGCGCAGCCGAAGCAACAACAACUGCAGCAGCAGCAGCAGCAGCAGCAGCAGCAGCAGCACCCGCCGUCUCAACAACAGCAAGUCCCCGUGCAGAACCCUAUCCAGCGCGACGGAAUGCACCAGGCGCAGGCGCAGGCCCAGCGACAGCCGGAGCAGGCCAAGACGCCGCGCGCGUCGGUCGGUCGCGGCUCCGGACUCCGCGCCCCCGGCACGGGACUGAGGGCACCGCACGAGCGGAACAAGAGCGGAGGCGGCAGCGGCAUUGGCGGUGGCCUCCCGCGACCGGGUGGCGUGCCGAGGAGCGGCAUCAUGAGCUCCAUUGAGAAGAUGGGCAACUACCGCGGACGCACCGAGUAG
Purpureocillium lilacinum is the source of this 2175-nucleotide messenger RNA. RefSeq lists its product as uncharacterized. The record is from RefSeq and is a predicted model, not a curated record. Gene Ontology annotation, biological process: cell population proliferation; mitotic spindle organization. Gene Ontology annotation, cellular component: cytoplasm. Lineage: Eukaryota; Fungi; Ascomycota; Sordariomycetes; Hypocreales; Ophiocordycipitaceae.